GUGUGUGUGUGUGUGUGUGUGUGUGUGUGUGUGUGUGUGUGUGUGUGUGUGCGCGCUCGUGUGAGAAAGAGAGAGAAGGGUUUUGGGGGCCCUUCGCUGGGGCGGGGCAGUGGACGCCGGGAUCCCGGGUGGGGCGCGGGCCCGUCCGUGGAGGAUUGCGGGGGCGGGACAGAAGGACCAGGGUCCCUGCAUGCGAAGAGUUGCGGGUUAGACCCCGUCGUAGGAGGCGCCCUUUCUGAAGCCAAUGCAGACCGGGAGUUUCCCACCUGGAGUGCCCGCUCUGAAAAGAAGGGGGAGCAUCCUCCAGGACCGAAAUCAGGGAGGACAGGUGUGAGGCCAGUACACCUUUGACUCAAUGGGGCUUAAUUGGUUACAAAAUGUCCUCCUAUGCAUGAGAUCUACAGACUAUAUGUUCUUCAAGAACUGAUCAGUGGUUUUCACCUUCUGGAAGAACAUUAGAAGCAUAAAUAUGGUGCCAAAACUCCUCAUUCUCUGACUGUGGUGAUCUGGACCUACUUUUGUGUUGAAGAGAAGUAUACACGCUGAGGUCACUCAUUGUUCAGAGACUGUCGUGUAGGAACAUGGACCAUUCUAAUAGAGAAAAGGAUGAUAGACAACGGACAACUAAAACCAUGGCACAAAGGAAUACACACUGUUCCCGACCAUCUGGCACUUCAACAUCCUCUGGGGUUCUCAUGGUGGGACCCAACUUCAGGGUUGGCAAGAAGAUAGGGUGUGGGAACUUCGGAGAGCUCAGAUUAGGUAAAAAUCUCUACACCAAUGAAUAUGUAGCCAUUAAACUGGAACCAAUAAAAUCACGUGCUCCACAACUUCAUUUAGAGUACAGGUUUUAUAAACAGCUCGGCAGUGCAGGUGAAGGUCUCCCACAGGUUUAUUACUUUGGACCAUGUGGGAAGUACAAUGCCAUGGUGCUGGAACUCCUCGGCCCUAGCUUGGAAGACUUGUUUGACCUCUGUGACCGAACGUUUACUUUGAAGACGGUGUUAAUGAUAGCCAUCCAGUUGCUUUCUCGAAUGGAGUAUGUACACUCAAAGAAUCUCAUUUACCGAGAUGUCAAACCAGAGAACUUCUUGAUUGGCCGACAAGGCAAUAAGAAAGAGCAUGUAAUACACAUUAUAGAUUUUGGACUGGCCAAGGAAUACAUUGAUCCUGAAACCAAAAAACACAUACCUUACAGAGAGCACAAAAGCUUAACUGGAACUGCGCGAUACAUGUCUAUCAACACACAUCUAGGCAAAGAGCAAAGCCGGCGGGAUGAUUUGGAAGCCCUGGGCCAUAUGUUCAUGUACUUCCUUCGAGGCAGCCUACCCUGGCAAGGACUCAAGGCUGAUACAUUAAAAGAGAGAUAUCAGAAAAUUGGUGAUACCAAAAGGAGUACUCCCAUCGAAGCUCUCUGUGAGAACUUUCCAGAGGAGAUGAUGACCUACCUUCGAUAUGUCAGGAGAUUAGACUUCUUUGAAAAACCUGAUUAUGAGUAUUUACGGAACCUCUUCACAGAUCUGUUUGAACGGAAAGGCUAUACUUUUGACUAUGCCUAUGAUUGGGUUGGAAGGCCUAUUCCUACUCCAGUAGGAUCAGUUCAUGUAGAUUCUGGUGCAUCUGCAAUAACUCGAGAAAGCCACACACACAGGGAUCGACCAUCACAACAACAGCCUCUUAGAAAUCAGACCACAUCUUCAGAGCGCCGAGGAGAGUGGGAAAUCCAGCCCAGCCGGCAGACCAAUACCUCAUACCUGACGUCUCACUUGGCCGCAGACCGCCAUGGGGGUUCAGUACAGGUGGUUAGCUCAACCAAUGGAGAGCUGAAUGUUGAUGACCCCACUGGAGCUCACUCCAGUGCACCGAUCACAGCUCAUGCCGAAGUGGAGGUAGUGGAGGAAGCUAACUGCCUGAAAAUGCUCAACCUGUGGUGCUGCUGUUUCUUUAAGAGGAAAAGGAAGAAGACUGCUCAGCGACACAAGUGACCAGUGCCUCCCAGGAGUCCUCAAGUCCUGGGGACUCUGGCUCCAAUUGCACCUGCAGCUCCUGCCAUUUCUCAUUGGAAGGGACUCCUCUGUGGGGGAGGGUAGAGAUCCAAACCAAAAAGAAGAAAACAGAUGCCCCCAGAAGGAGCCAGUGCAGGCAGCCAGGGCCAAGUGGGCCAGUGGCAAUCCCCUCUGUCUGAGCUCUGAGCGGGUCCAGAGCUGCUGCUUCUCCACUGCUUGCCCUUGGGCUAUCUGGUUGACUCUCUUCCCAUUGUUUACAGUGAAGGUGUCAUUCACAAAAACUCAAGGACUACUGUUCUCUUCCCUUCUCUUCCUUUACUCCUGGCUCUUGCACCAUCCUCAACCCUCUCCAGCAUAGAAACUACUAAGCUAAAGGCUCUGUCAAGAAGCUGGUGGUGUGGCCAAGAAGAUAGGGGAAGACGACAGCCCUGGGCUGGAGAACGUCUCCACGUCCCAGAUGUGUCUGGUAGUAUGGUUUCCUCCUUCUGUGCCUGGGUAACCCCUCAGCCCAGCUGGCCACAGGGUUCUGGUCCCUUUCUUGGUCCCUCCCUCCCUCCCUCCCUCCCUCCUGUGAAGUUACACUCUGGGACACAAGCUGUGAGCAAUCUGCAGUCUACUGUCCCUGUGUAUUGGCAUUCUUAGCUUUUUUGACAAGCAGAUCCUUUGCUCCAGGCUGUAGCAAAACAAGCCUGUGGUUCUGAGCAAAGGAGAAGAAACUGACUUUAUUGCACUUUUAGUUUGGGGGUUUGUUUUUUUUAUUUUGUAAACAACAUGGCAGAUGCAUAUUGUGUCUGGUUAUAUUGGGGGGUUACUUUUUUCUUUUUUCAAGGGGGAUGGGCCAGCCAAGCCAUUCAGAGAAAAUGUGGGUCCAGAGGACAUUCUUGAUGGAAAGAGUCUGAUUUGCAGCACUUGGAAGAGAAGAAGCCAAACUCUGCGUCAUCCUGAGUAAAUACUCAGGUUGGCAAGGAAACAUACUUGAAUUUUCAUUCAUCUUCUCUGCUGCAGAAAAAAGUCCCCACCAGAGCCCCUUGACCUAAUCAGCCCAGAGCUGGAAAGCCCAGCUCCUGAGCACUUGGGAUGAGCACCGAGCCAGACUGUGACGACCAGAAGGCACCUCACCUCAGAGAGGAGAUACUUAACAACAACAACAAAACAAAAUUUCUGUUUCCUCCACUGCCAGGGACUUCCUACUAGAUAGCCAUGUGACUUUCUGUUGACUCGGGGAACAAAAUUAGUGACUAAACAGCCACCACCAUAUUGCCAGUAGUGGACAAAAGAAGGCACCAAAUUUGCCUUCCAACUGCCAGAGGAAGCUCAGGAUGCAGCAUCCUAGGGCCAUGAAAAGAAAAAUAAAUAUUUUCUGUCUGCCUGAAGUGAGCUAGAACAUUUGGGUCAGUCUGCCUUAGAACCCAGGCCUGUGGAAUCUUGGAGCAUAUCCAUGGCAGCAGGCUUAGAACUCGGUACGUGGGCUGCAGUACGCAGGGAAGGUAAGACUGGUUGGUGCUAGGAAAUUCCAGGGAAAAGGAAACUGUAAUGAAAGGUCUACAAUUUAUCUUACAAUUGAACAGACUCUGUCCAGAUAAUAUGACCACAUAUCUUAGCAUGUUUUCCCCAUACACUCUACCUGUCACCAUUUUCUUCCCUGGACAUACCACCAUGAAGCAUCACUGGCUGCAGAGUUAACUGCGUGGGGUUACUCUUCCCAUGUUCUAUUUCAUUUGAGAUUAGUAGCAUUUCCAGAUGGUGACUUCUUAUACUAGUUGUGGCAAGAAGAAUUUUUCAUGUGGGAAAAGAGGUCUGUGUCUGGGUAUAAAGAGCUAAGCACAUAGGACAGUGGCUAGUGACUUAGUGCAGCACAGAACCCUUUGCUUGUUUAUGUAGAGGACUGGAAGAUGUCAGGACACUUGGUGGUCAUGGGUCAAAUUUAGUAUCGGAUGAAGCAGAGAGUUCGUGCGCCUUACCUGUUCUGUGGACCUUGGCUAGGGAAUCUCUCCUCCCACUGCCUUCAGACCUGCUCAGCAUUUGUGAAGAUGGCCACCUGGCUGUUUCUAUACAUGAAAUGUUCUUGUCUGUGAAACAGAGUGGCAGGGAGAAGUCAGGUCAAAUCCCUUUCCCAUAAGGAAUUUGAGUGUUAGGAUUUGCUUCCUUUUUACUCUAUAGUAGUUAAAGCUCAUUACUAAAUUUUAUAUAGUCCCUCGUUUGGCAUGUGGGCAACUCUGACUACCCCUACAGAAACUUAAAAAUCCUCAUCCCAGGAAAUGGUGGCAAGGCCUAGAGCAUCCUGGCACUCUCUGCCCCACUAAGUGCCUCCCCCACCCUGCUUCCAAGACAAAGCAAAGGCAGUGGCCUGCUUGGCUGCAGGGUGGGGUGCCCUGCAGCUGGGCUUAAGACUUCUUUUUUGUCUUAAAAUAUUUUUAUAGGCUAGCUCUUGAGUGGUUGAACCUGAGUGGUUUGUGGGUGUGGGGGAGGGUCCUUCCUACUACACUGUUGGCACCCUCCAACCCCCACAAAUCCCUUAAUAAAUAUUUGGGUUUUGUAGCAAAGGUCCCUUUAAAAUGCAGGAUGGGUGGUGAUCCUUUCAAAGCUAUUGACACCCUAAGGUGAUCCCAACCCUGAGUAAUUCUCUUAUCUUCUUUAAAAUUAAAAUAUAACUGAAUUCCCCAGGGACAAUCUGUUCAUCAGUUCAGCCCCCACCCCACCCCACCCCACCCCAGCACGUCAAGCUGCAUGCACAUCCCUGUUUCUUUUACCUGCCUGACUGCAAACUCAGCCAGAUCCACGGGCACAGGCACUCCCUCCAUCUUCCUGCAUCUAAGUCCACUUACUCCACCUCAGGUAUGACACCUGAGGACAGUUUUCUUUAAUAUUGAUGCAUUUACUUCCCCUUAAACUAACUCACCUGUUCCCUGAGAUGGGGCAUUUCAUACUGUGCUAUUUGGAGUUUUCCUCAAGCUUUGCUGACCUUGAGACAUUGCAGUCUGAGCAUACUAAGUAAGGUCCAACCGGACCAGGGCUACACCACGGUGUAAAGUGUCCAGGCAUACAAGUGGGCUUUCAGAGUACUUACUCAGACUGCCCACAAGGCUGCACUGAAUGUGCCAGCAGCUAGUGAGCACUCCUGACUGCCUUAAUUAACAUUCUUCUAUUCUGGGUCUGUCCAGGAGCAAACAGGGUCUGUGAAGGUAUGUGUAAGUCAGGUGACUAGCUAAGUCUCCAGUUCAAAUUCCCAUUUCAGGGGUUGGGGAUUUAGCUCAGUGGUAGAGCGCUUGCCUAACAAGCACAAGGCCCUGGGUUUGGUCCUCAGCUCCGGAAAAAAGAAAAGAAAGGAAAAAAAAAAAAAUCCCAUUCCAAUUGGAACAAACUGCAGGAAACAGCAAGGAUUCCAAGAUUUCUGAAAGUGUUAAAUUUCCUUUUCAUUUUUAGUGAAUGACAAGAACUCAGAAAACAGCCGAUGUCCACUAGCCAGCUGGUGUCCAUUUCUGUAAAAUACCUUCCAGUUUAGUUCAGAAGAAAAGUGUGCUGUAGCGCUUAUUGAGUGUUGAUGUUCAAUGUUAGCAACCACGUGAGAUGCCACAAGUGUGCUGUUAAAGUGGUUGGUAAGGAUCAUAGCCUUAUUUUAAAAAAUAAUGUAAAAGAUAAUUCAUUCCCCUCCAUGAGCAAGUAUGGCUGCAUUUCUCAAGAAUAACGCCACAGAAGCCUAGGAAGCGUUUCCUCACAAGAACUUGGUCUUAGUUUCUUUUGAUCAAUCCCUCCCAAGCCCAUAGAACUCCUGAAUCCCAGCCACCUCUCCCAUGUUCAUAAGUGAAACCAGUUUUUCACUUUUGUUUAGUUGCUCUGAUGAUACUUUAUCUAGUGUCGGUCAUGCCAUGGCCUGAGUUUUUAAGACCAGGAGUUGUAUGGUCAUAUAACCAACAUUGCCUUUGCUAGGCCACUGCCACCAUCCCCUCCAUUGCCCCAAGUGGGCAGGUUGAUUCCAGAGUCCCUCAGGGAGCCAGAAUAACUAGGUACCCAUCUGGAUUGGCCAUUUGGGUAAUGAGCACUUACCUCUGGGUUUCUUGAUUUUGCAGAUUGAUGGCCAAGACUCCAGCCUUCCCCAUGAUGGGUUGGUAGGAAUCAAAUUAAAUCCCUUUGUUUAUUGGGCAACUUUGUGUUAAGGGCGUUAGGUUUUUUGUUUUUUGUUUUUUUUUUGGUUUUUGGUUUGUUUUUUUUGUUGUUGUUGUUGUUGUUUUUUUUUUUUUGGUUUUUUUUUUUUUUUUUUUUUUUGAUUAUGAAAAAGAAGAGGUCACCAUAUGGGGCCCUUCUGUGAGUUUGUAAAGUUUUGAGCAGUGUUUUCUUCACCAGUCUUGGGAGUCUCUGAUCCAAUAACCAGUCUUAACAUUUUUUUUUUUUUUUUUUUACUUUUGAAAGUAACUAAGUACAGAGAUUAGAGUUCUUAUUGUAUUCAAAAUAGUAGACCCCUGAGUGUAGGCAAUAGUAGUUGAAAUAUUUUCUCAAAAAAACAAAACAAAACAACCAGGAAACCCACUCCAGUAUUUAUAGAUCAGCUUAUCAAGAAAAAAAGUGAAUAUGCACUCAAUGUGUCUCUAGUUCAGUUACCAAACUUGAUAUUAUAAAGAAACCUCAGUUGUGUGGACAGGAUCCCCCCCCCCCCAAAAAAAAAAAAAAAAACUCUUUUCUGGUGCCAUCACCACCUUUAGGGUCUAAAAGCAGAGGAUCAUCUGUGAUGAUAAGCCAGAAAGGAAUGCACAGGCAAUUCCCAUCCUGAUUGCCCCCAAACGGACCUUUCAGGGUUGGUGAAACUUUUUGCUGCCCCUCUUUGGGCACUCCAGACCAAAUCCCAGGCCAUUCCAUGCACCGAAAGCCUUUCAGAAGGCUUACCAAUCUGUUAGGAAUGUCUCAGGAAACAUGAGCCAUUUCUUGGGGAAUACAUGUAUUUACAAAUGGAUGUAUGCAGUCUGCUGUAUGUGUUUUAUUCUCAGAGACAGCACAAGCUCCUGGGAACUGUGUUCCUUAGUGUUCUCAGUGAGCUGCUCAGACCAGUGAGUAAGCUGGCUCUGGGAAAGAGCUAUGUUUGUCAAGCAGAGAAUGGCAGAAAAAAUGAAACCAAAAAUGCUAUCACUCUCCAAUGGAAAGUCGCGUUGAUGCAGCAAUUCCCAUUGGAUGUAUUACACUCUGAUUCAUCGUUUGUCUCAAGUGUUACCCAUUGUACUCUUUAGAAGGUGUUAGGAUGUUGGUCUCAAUUUUUUUAAGUAGAUGAUGUAUAAUCAGCUAUGGAAAUCAGUUUUAAUUCAUGUGUGGAUGUGUCUAGUUAUUGUUAAAUGUUCUUUUUUUUUCCUACUUUUUUAAAGAUACGUAAUGUUUCAUAAUCCCUGGCACUGGUCAAAAAAAAAACAGCUGUGAAAAAUGAAAUUGUAUUUUUUUUUUUUUUUGGUUCUUUUUUUCGGAGCUGGGGACCGAACCCAGGGCCUUGCGCUUCCUAGGUAAGCGCUCUACCACUGAGCUAAAUCCCCAGCCCCGAAAUUGUAUUUUUUAAAUGAAUGUCAAUUUCAAGUGUAUUUGAAAUGUUUCCUCCAGUUGACAGAUUUGAACACCAUUAGAGAAGACUUCUUUGCAGAGGAAGUAGCCUUUGGAGAAAGUGGAAUGUGGGUCUGGAUAUGUUAUCUCAGAGUAGCCCAUUUCAUAGGGCACCAUGACAACACAAAUGUGAUCUUUAAGUAUACCUCUUCCCCUUGGGGAAGGAAGGACUCAGUUUGCACCCUUUUUGUAUGUAAAAUAAAAUGUCCUACCUUUCUUGGCUACUUUUA
Molecule: messenger RNA, 7810 nt
Organism: Rattus norvegicus (Norway rat)
Lineage: Eukaryota; Metazoa; Chordata; Mammalia; Rodentia; Muridae
Source: RefSeq, a predicted model, not a curated record